This is a messenger RNA of Aureobasidium vineae, 1137 nucleotides long. Lineage: Eukaryota; Fungi; Ascomycota; Dothideomycetes; Dothideales; Saccotheciaceae. The record is from the annotation of a GenBank genome assembly.
AUGUCUUUCUUCGAACCCGCUCCUGAGCCAGCUACCGAGCUCGGCAGACUGCGCAUCCUGUCUUCUACUGCUGGUGUCCGUGUUUCCCCUCUGCAGCUCGGUGCCAUGUCAAUUGGAGAUGCUUGGUCCAGCUUCAUGGGCAGCAUGGACAAGAAGCAGUCUUUUGAGCUUCUUGACGCCUUUGUUGCAGCUGGAGGUAACUUUAUCGACACUGCCAACAACUACCAGAACGAACAGUCUGAGCAAUGGCUCGGCGAGUGGAUGCAAGAGCGUGGAAACCGUGACCAGAUGGUCAUUGCCACAAAGUUUACUGGCUACGCUCUAGGCAAGGGCAAGGCAGCCAACCAUUGCGGUAACCACAAGCGCAGUCUGUUCAUGAGCGUGCGCGACUCGCUCAAGAAGCUCCAGACCGACUUUAUCGACGUCCUCUACCUGCACUGGUGGGACCACACCACCUCGAUUGAAGAAAUAAUGGACAGCCUACACAUCCUCGUCGAGCAAGGGAAGGUCAUGUACCUCGGUAUCAGCGACUCGCCCGCCUGGGUCGUCUCGGCCGCAAACUACUACGCCAAAGCCCACGGCAAGACNCCCUUCUCCAUCUACCAGGGCCGCUGGAAUAUCAUGCUCCGCGAUUUCGAGCGUGAGAUUAUCCCCAUGGCCCGCCACUUUGGCAUGGCACUCGCCCCCUGGGAUGUCCUCGGCGGCGGCAAGUUCCAGUCCAAGGCCGCCAUCGAAGAGCGCAAGAAGAAGAACGAAGGCCUUCGCAGCAUGAUGGGCAGCAGCGACCAAAACGAAGACGAAGUCAAGAUGAGCGCCGCCCUCGAAGAAGUCGCCAACGAGCACAAUGUCACCGUUACUGCUGUUGCUCUCGCCUACGUCAUGUCCAAGACCAUCAAUGUCUUUCCUCUUGUCGGUGGCCGCAAGGUCGAGCAUCUCCACGACAAUAUCAAGGCUUUGACUAUCAAGUUGUCCGAUGCGCAGAUCAAGAAGUUGGAGGAUGUCAGGCCUUUCGAUAUUGGUUUCCCGAACAACUUUAUUGGAGAGAACCCUGCUAUCUCUGGACAGGGUAACUUCUUGCUCGCUGCUUCUGCUUCCAUUGCAUGGCAGAAGUUGGCCAAGCCUAUUGGCCACGAGUAG